UAUUUUUAAAAGUUAAACCAAAUCUUUAAUCAAAUCCCAUUUUCCCCACAAUCCCAAGUUUUCUCUGAUAACUUAUCGGCAUUAGAAACUUCGAUACCAUCGAUCGCGCCGCGCGCGCAACGCCUCCCACCAUUCGCCAGUCUUUCGCUACCAUCCGCUUGUGGCGCGCGUCAACCACGUUCAAAUUACGAACGUUCGAAAACAAAACACGAUAGCGUUCCAAUUUUAAAUUUUAUAAAAGUGCGUUUAAAAAAACAGUGCAAUGUGCCAGUGUUUUGAUAAAGCGUGAUAAUCAAAAAGUUGCGAGUGAAAAUGUGACUGUGAGUGUCUGAGUACUGUUUGUAGUUAAGAUGCGGGAGUUUUUGAGGAUUGUUUUGGUGUGUGCGUGCGCAUUGCUUUUGACGGUAUGUUGUGAGGACAGUGAGGAACUGGAUUCGAGGGGCGAGAAGGAUGACAAAGGUCUCCCAACAGGCACCCGUCGCACGACGACGCAGAGCAGCGUCAACGCGACACGAGACCAGCAGCUACACGCCGUGCUGGCCGCGCGUCGGCGACAGCUGCUCAACGGGCGGCUCGCGACCCACAUCAACAACUUAGCCAACAUUGCUAAUAAGCCGCAUAAGAGUAACACAACAUUCCUCCAGAUAGAAGUCCGAGACUCAAACAGCUCCAUAAUCAAGAGGAUAACGUUCGACAACUCAAGCAACGAAGCGGCUCCCAGCCUUCGGCUCACGACGACCGACGGCAUACGGGAGAUCAAACAAGAUCUCAAACCCCAUGAGAUCAGACAUCUGUUCGUGCCCAAAGUCUACCAGGAAAACCGAAGUCGAGCAGGUUUUCUAAACAACAGGAGAAAUAAAACACAAGGGCCUUCCACAGAAAAUGGAAUAAUAUACGUUCCACCAGAAAAACUUGAAGGACUGGAUAAAGAGGUAGAUUUGGAGCCAGAUGAAGAGUUUCAAGUUGAUGAAUCUAAUCAUGGUUUAUAUUUGCUCAACUAUUCAGACACUGAUAAUGUCACACAAGUUCCAGUUUUAAAUGAAACUGUUACUACGAAUGAAGUUAAUGUAAGCAGUACUGUUAAAAUUGAAACGACAACACUUACGAGUAAUGUUACUAUUAACGUUUCAACAGAAGCACCAAAUGUUCAUGUACAUAAAAAAGAUGAACAAAUUGAAGAUAUUAUUGCUAAUAGUACUGAUAUGAAAAACACAAAGCUUUUAAAACUGGAGAACGAAAAAGAUAAAAGAAAUGAUACUCAGUUCAUGUCAGAAGAAAUUUAUAAUCAUUUUAGACCACUUGAAUCUGAAUUACCAGUUGAAGACAUGACGCCUUUUAUUAAUUUCGGCCAAAAGAUAGCCGGUCAAAUUAUCAACGAUAAUCUAACAGACUCACCAUCAUUAUCGGCAUCAACCAAGUCGGUAAAUUUCAUCGUUGCUGCCCCGGAACGACGGAAGUUUAAUUCUAGAUAUUCUGCCACUGAAAAGUAUAAGAACACUAGUGUUGAUGAAGAAGAGUUGAAUGAAGAAAUGGAUGUCUCUGUAGUUAAGAAUACAAUUGAAAAGAAUAAGAUCAGAAACACUGUAAAAGGACCAGCUCCUCAGCGUCAUGUGGGAUUAGUUAAUGCUUACAGAAAACAUACUACGUCAUCCACAUCCAAGCCUCCAAAUAUUGCUCAACUUAAUGUUACUGAACCGAUAAUAAUAAAUGUGACACCUAGUUCUGUAGACAAAAGCAGUAAUACGACAAAUACCACUGUCAAUAAAGAAAAUAUCAAUACAAAUACCACUGUCAAAGAAAAUGUUUCGAGUAAAACCAAUGGAACUUUAAUACCGAGGAAUUACACAAGAAGUUACUAUAAUUUACGACGUCGCCCCGCUAGAGUCACAACAGUUUCAAGUACUGAGAACAUAUUACCCGUUGUAGUCGUAAACACAACAACAGAAAAAGCUUCAACGGUUUAUACGGCUGUGGUUACUUCUGUGUCAAUAACAUCUUCCAUGAAAGGGCAGAACAAAACUGACAUCAAAGACGGUGACAAUAGUACAGUUAUCGAGACAAUUGUGCCUAAGGAAAAUGAUACCACGCCAAAAGUCUUUCUCAUCAAUGUUACUGAGACAACGCCCAUACCACCACCUUCUUCUAGGGUACCAUAUAAACACAGAAUAAGAAUACGAACAACAACUACGGAAAGUAGUGUCCAGUCCAGCCCAGCCGUUUAUAUGCAUCGAGCAUAUGAAGACAAUGACGUCACAACGAAAGUUUCAGAUCUCAAAAACGAAGCGACAACUUCCAGGAUAUCUGAACGACUAGCCAAUCUGUUUAGGCAAAAUGAAUAUGAAAACAAUAAUAACGGAAGUACAAUUAGACCGAAAAAUAUUCUAAGAAGACGAAGGCCAACGACAACUACUACUCCUGCUCCAGUAUCUAGUAUUCGACCUUCAUUUUUGACUACAAUUUCGACUACGACUGAGCUGCCAACAAGUCCCGUCACAACGGCGGACACUUCGACAGCUACUGAAACAAGUAUACGACCAUUGAUAGUCACUUCAAGGACAUCAUCGCAAUCUAGUUAUAAACCAACAGUUACACCAGACACAUCAACGGAAAAAGAAGAAAAUAUUACUUCAGUUGAUUCGGUGGAAGAUGGAAAAGCUACGUCUGAUAAUGAAGUAGUUAUAGAACCUGAAAAGACGUAUACAGCAUCGUAUGUCUUAGCUGGAUUAGGUUUCCUGCCUGUGGCGGGUAUAGUUGUAUUUGUUUUAAGAAAUAUUUUAAAUAAGAAGACCAAAGAGAUAGAGACGGAGUACGAGGGUUACUUCGAUGAUGAUGAGGUGAAGAAGGAGUCUCCUAUAACGCCCGUGGCGCGGCCACCGCUGCCAAUGCCGACCAAGCCGGACAAUAAGUGGGAGUUCCCGAGAAACAAGUUGAGGCUACAAACUUUAUUGGGUCAAGGGAACUUUGGACAGGUAUGGAAAGCCGAAGCCGACGACCUGAACGGCCACGACGGGCUGACGCGGCUGGUGGCCGUGAAGAGCAUCAAGGAGUCCGCCUCGCAGAAGGAGAAGCAGGAGCUGCUGCACGAGAUCUACAUCAUGCAGAAGAUCGGGACGCAUCCGAAUGUCGUCACGCUGCUCGCUUGCUGCACUGAACAUGAGCCCUACCUUCUCAUAAUGGAAUACGUGAUGUGCGGCAAGCUCCUCACAUAUCUGCGCGAGCGGCGCUCCAGACCCGACCGAUUCAGCGGCAGCGGGGCGUUGACUUCACGAGAUCUUACUGUGUUCGCCUACUGCGUGGCACGAGGGAUGGACUAUAUCGCUUCUAAGGGGAUUGUCCACCGCGACCUAGCCGCCCGCAACGUGCUGGUCGACCACAACAAGCUGUGCAAGAUCGCCGACUUCGGCAUGUCGCGCGCGGCCGGCGGCGCCUCACGUAAUCGAGGGGCGUUACCUGUCAGAUGGAUGGCCCCUGAAGCGUUGCUGUACAAUGUGUACAGUCAUUCGACGGAUGUGUGGGCUUUCGGGAUUACGCUGUGGGAGAUCGUCACGCUUGGUUCCACACCAUACGCGGCGAUGUCCGGGCGCGAGGUGCUGACGGCCGUGACGGAGGGCUACCGGCUCGAGCGCCCCCCGCACUGCAAGCCGCAGCUCUACCGCGCCAUGCACUCCUGCUGGCACGCCGACCCCUCCCAGCGGCCCACUUUCGGGGCCCUUAAGUCACAACUAGCCGAGCUCCUAGACAAUGAGCCGUCUGAAGGGAAUUAUGUGGACUUGGACUCGUUUUAUCAGGAGUCGUCGGUGUACAGCGAUCCCUCGGCCAUUAUACAUGACGAUGAGGGGCUGUCUGCGGAGUAUGAUCGGGAGAGACGAUGUUUUAGAGAACUUACCAAAGGCCCCACGAAAUACGACAACCACUUCAACUUCCGCGAAAGAAACGAAGAUCUCCUUAACAAAUUCGGGGGCACACCGAGAAUGGGAGGUUUCGGCAUCCGAGACGUCCCCUUCAACGACAGAAAUUUCUCCGACGGCGAAUUCAACGAGCGCACCUUCACCGACAAAAAUUUCACCGAUAAAAGCUUCACCGACAAAAAUUUCACCGACACCAACUUCACCGAACGAAAGGAAAAACUGUCCACGUCGAGCUUCCACAAAGAACGGGAGGGCAGAGAGAGCAAUUUGGUCAGUAGGAAUAGUUUUAGUGGGUUCCCUAGGAUAGGUACGAGGGAUGGCCAUUUUCAAAUGAUGCCUGAUGGGAGGAAUAAAAGGGUUUCGGAGUUUGAAUGUGACAUCUGAAGAUACGGUAUAGUCGAAGGAGAAUUCAGAAAUCAAUCUGCAGCUGGUGCUUGUUUUAUGAAAUCUUGUAACUUGUUAUACUUUUAUUAUAAAACAGGUGUCAGGUAGUUGGAAGGUGCUAAUGAAUUUUUUUAAAGCUUGCUUUAAAGCUACGAUAACGAUUUCAUCGUUCUCCAUAACUAUAAUUGAGUCAAUGUAGAAUGUCUUAUUUCUGACUUUUACGCACUCGAAUGAGUCUUUAGAAAUUGACUGAAUCUUUGUAUUUCUAGUAUCUUUAGGAAGGUUUAGUGACUUUGCCAAAAGUUUGCACUGAUUUAAUGUUUUUAACACAUUUUUAGCACAAGUGUGGACUCGUGAUAAUUUUAUUUUUAAGUUUCAAUUUCAAUUAAAUUGGUUGAAAUUAUGUAACUUGAAAUGUGUUGAUUUUGUAAAUAGAUUAAUUUAUAGAAUUUUGUAUGUGUGUUUGUGUUAAUUGGUGUUUUUUUGUAAAUAAAUUGUAUAAAUAAGAAGUUAGAAUGACAAACAAAAGAACUGCAUCUUAUUUUGUAGAUUUAUAUAAACACAGUGAUUAAAAUGUACGUUACUGUUUAAAUGAUAAAAGUAUAAAAAAUAAAAGAGUUAUGUAAAAUAUUAUUGCACUUAUGUUAAAGUUGGAUCACAACGGUGCUAAAUAUAUUAGGUUUUCUUUUUAAGUAGAUUUCUUUACAAAACGAAUAUGAAAACAUCCAGUAACUG
Molecule: messenger RNA, 5027 nt
Organism: Cydia splendana
Lineage: Eukaryota; Metazoa; Arthropoda; Insecta; Lepidoptera; Tortricidae
Exons: 8
Coding region: 351-4292 (1313 amino acids)
Biological process (GO): cell surface receptor protein tyrosine kinase signaling pathway; positive regulation of kinase activity; protein phosphorylation
Cellular component (GO): signaling receptor complex; plasma membrane
Molecular function (GO): transmembrane receptor protein tyrosine kinase activity; ATP binding
Source: RefSeq, a predicted model, not a curated record